CGUGAAGAAGACUGUAUAAAACACUAUCGAAUUCGUCAACUGGAUCAGGGUGGAUAUUUUAUCGCAAGGCGUCGACCGUUUAGCACAUUGGAAGAGCUCAUCGCUCAUUAUAGUGUCGAUCCAGAUGGCCUUUGUGUGAAAUUGACAAAACCAUGCGUGAAAUACGAAGUACCACAGACAUCUACUUUCACCUACGGUUAG
Haemonchus placei is the source of this 201-nucleotide messenger RNA. Lineage: Eukaryota; Metazoa; Nematoda; Chromadorea; Rhabditida; Trichostrongylidae. The record is from the annotation of a GenBank genome assembly.